AUGGCCUUUACUGACCACAGGAGGGAUGACAAACAGACACCUGUUGAUUUAGCGAACAGUAUGACGGAUAUGCUUACGUGUAACACAGAGUCAGGCGAAAAAGAUGAUGACAAGGAAGAAUGCACAGAAGAAGGUGAUGAUAUUGUGAAACGACGACGACGACAGGGAAGAUCUGGCAAGAACGACUCCUCGUCUUCCUCUUCCUAUCUCUCCUCCUCCUCCUCCUCCUCCUCAAAAGAGAUGGCCUUUACUGACCACAGGAGGGAUGACAAACAGACACCUGUUGAUUUAGCGAACAGUAUGACGGAUAUGCUUACGUGUAACACAGAGUCAGGCGAAAAAGAUGAUGACAAGGAAGAAUGCACAGAAGAAGGUGAUGAUAUUGUGAAACGACGACGACGACAGGGAAGAUCUGGCAAGAACGACUCCUCGUCUUCCUCUUCCUAUCUCUCCUCCUCCUCCUCCUCCUCCUCAAAAGAGAUGGCCUUUACUGACCACAGGAGGGAUGACAAACAGACACCUGUUGAUUUAGCGAACAGUAUGACGGAUAUGCUUACGUGUAACACAGAGUCAGGCGAAAAAGAUGAUGACAAGGAAGAAUGCACAGAAGAAGGUGAUGAUAUUGGUAAGUAUGCUGUGGCAGGUUUAUACAGUAGGAAUACAGUGUGUAUAUGA
Magallana angulata is the source of this 675-nucleotide messenger RNA. RefSeq lists its product as uncharacterized. The transcript is spliced from 6 exons. NCBI's taxonomy places the organism in Eukaryota, Metazoa, Mollusca, Bivalvia, Ostreida, Ostreidae. Bases 1 to 675 code for a protein of 224 amino acids. The record is from RefSeq and is a predicted model, not a curated record.